AAAAAAGGUUCAGUCAGGACGCCGGCGCUGUAAGGUGGUCGCCACGCUCCCACGGUCCCUUGGCUGACGUGAGCCACUGGGGCGCGCACUGGGACGCGCACGGCGCCUCGCACGAGCCAGGGCUGGGCCGCGUGCGUUGCGCUGCGCUUCCUCCGGACCCGUCGCGCGUGGUCCCCGCGGCUCGCAGCACCCGGUCCGCUGACGCUCGUGGCUUACGGCGAAGAGGGCAGAGGCCGCGCUUCGGCUGCCAAGCAACCCCCUCAUCUCCGCGCCAUGAGCCCCGAGCCCGCGCCCGCUGAGCCGCAGGGCGUGCGCCGCAACCUCGAGGAGCCCCCGGAGGAGCCCCCGGAGGAGCCCCAGGGCUCCUCGGCCUUCCUCGCGGGCGACUACGAGGUGGCGGCCGAGCUCUUCCGCUCGCUGCUGGCCGGCCUGGCGCAGCCGGAGCGCGGCCUGUGCUUGCAGCUGGGGGAAGCGCUGGCCCGCGCAGGCCGCCUGCCCGAGGCCAUCGGCGCGUUCCGCGGCGCCGCGCUGCUCGGCCCGCUGCAGCCGGGAGAGCUCUCAGAGCUGGCGAGCGGCCUGGCGCGCGCCCUGGGCCUGCGCGAGAAACGGCCGCCUGUGGCGGCGAGGCCCAGCGGCUGCGCGUCCGGGGCCCCGGGGCCUGUGGCGCCGCGCGACCUGCUGGGCUGUCCGCGCUGCGGGCGGCUGCUCUACAAGCCGGUGACGUUAUCCAGCGGGCUCACGGUGUGCAAGCGCUGUGUGGAGCAGGUGCCGGUGAGGGCGCAGGCCCGGCGCGUGAACGUGAUGCUGAGCGGGCUGCUGGAGAGGUGCUUCCCUGCCGAGUGUCGCCUGCGCAGGCUGGCGUGCCAGGCGCGGGGGCUGCAUCGCCAGCAGCAGCCCGAGGCCGCGCUGCUCAGGUGCCAGCAGGCCCUGGACAUGGCCCCUGAUGACAACUCACUAUUGCUGCUGCGAGCUGAGUUAUACUUAACCAUGAAGAACUAUGAGCAAGCCCUGCAGGAUGCUGAAGCAGUUUGUCAGAGAGAACCUCUCCUGACCAAGGGGCACCAUAUAAAAGCGCAGAUUCUUUCUGGAUUGGGAAGAAAUAGAGAGGUGUUAAAAGAAUUUAUCUACUGCCUUGCUUUAAAUCCUGAGUGCAACUCGGCGAAGAAAGAAACGCAGAAGGUAAUAUGUGAGGUGUUCUUUUCGGCUUCAGAAAAUGAGCAUCAAAACUCAACAUCUUCCACUGAAACUGGACCAAAGGCCCUUUGUGAUGGCCAGGCGAAUCCCCAGUAUCCUCUGGAAGAGGCAGGCGGUCAGGCUAAUGCAGACAGUCCUAAGACUCCAUCUGAGAAGUCAGAGGUACCCCCGGAUAUCAAUUCUUCAGUUUUAUAUUUUAUUCUGGGCCUCCACUGUGAAGAGGAUAAAAAGGCACUGGAAGGCAUUAUCCCAGUGGCACCGAGUGGUACCUUGAAGAGGCAGCUUCCCAGUGAUGCUGAAGAUGAUGAGCUCAAUGCGAAUACCCCUGAGAAGAUUCCCAAGAAAGAUGCAGAUGCCGCACCUCAGAGGAAUGCGAACCCUCUAGAGGAAGAGCCAGAGUUCACAAUUGAUGCGACUGACUUUGAGUGUGCACUGUGCAUGAGGCUGCUCUUUGAACCUGUCACUACACCCUGUGGACAUACAUUUUGCCUCAAAUGCCUUGAGCGCUGCCUGGACCAUGCCCCUCACUGUCCGCUGUGCAAAGACAAGCUUUCAGAGUUGUUGGCAACCAGAAAUUUUAAUGUAACUGUUCUGACUGAAGAACUGAUAUUCCGAUACUUAUCUGAUGAGUUAACUGACAGAAAGAGGGUCUAUGAUGAGGAGAUGUCAGAGCUGUCCAAUCUGACCAGAGACGUGCCCAUCUUUGUGUGUGCUAUGGCCUUCCCUACGGUUCCCUGCCCUCUCCAUGUGUUCGAGCCCCGCUACCGGCUCAUGAUAAGGAGAUGCAUGGAAACUGGCACCAAGCGAUUUGGCAUGUGUUUGUCUGCGGAGAAUGCAGGGAUUUCAGAGUAUGGCUGCAUGUUGGAGAUAAAGGACGUCAGGACUUUCCCUGACGGGAGCUCUGUCGUGGAUGCAAUUGGGAUUAGCCGCUUCAGAGUCCUAAGCCACCGCCACCGAGAUGGCUACAACACAGCGGACAUUGAGUACCUGGAGGAUGAGAAGGUGGAAGGUGCAGAGUUUGAAGAACUCACUGCCCUCCAUGAGUCUGUUUACCAGCAGUCUGUUUCCUGGUUUGCUUCACUCCAGGAUCACAUGAAGAAACAAAUUCUAAGCCAUUUUGGCUCGAUGCCAGACAGGGAACCAGAGCCACAGAGCAAUUCUAGUGGCCCUGCCUGGUCCUGGUGGAUUCUGGCCGUGUUGCCCUUGGAACGCAAGGCUCAGUUGGCCAUUCUUGGCAUGGCCUCCCUGAAAGAGCGUCUCCUUGCCAUUCGGCGCAUAUUAGUCAUCAUUACACGUAAGCUGAAUAGCCGCCAAGAGAUGGCUAACAACGCUCAGAGAGAUAAUUGAUUUUCCUCCAGAUUAAGGUUGCCGGAAGCCCCUGUGUUUUUGAGUUCCAGACACUGACAAAUACCUGUCUUCUUUGGCGCGCUUUGUAAAAUCUUGUCAAUGUGGUGGUAAGUGGGACAUUUGCCGAAUACUGAUUUUCUCACAUAUAAAAGUCUCUCUGCUGGACACUGACACUGUGCAGGAUUCGCCUGAAGUUCAAGUGGAAGGUACAGGUGAGAAAUCCUUGAGAAUCUCUUCAGAGCAGAUGCUUCAAGACUGUAGCUCACUAACAGCAUGGGACGCACACAUGGUUGGCAUGUGACCUUGGUGUCAAAGGUGAUUAUAGUCCUAGCCAGUCUUGACAUGAUAGGUGGAAAAUGUGUGUGCCAGUGGUUAAACAGUGAGUGGGGACAGACAUGUUAAGAUAUAAGCAAGCCCAAACUGGACUUGGGUUCUGUGUGUUGCCGUGAACUUGUUUGCAAAAUUAGUGAACUGAAUCACUGUCCAGUCCGUACUGAAGAAUUAAGUUAUUACCAGGCAGAGCCGUGUUUGUGUUUCGUGUCCUGCUGUAACCCAGGUGUUGUAAAUUGCAUGUUGUAAUUAAAUGAAUGUAAAACUACAAGAAGAUGUAUCUUACAUAUAGAAAAGUCUGAGGAUUGCCAGUAUUUUGCGAGUAUAUAUUCAUAAACACUCCAGAAGAGUAGUCAAAAGUGAGUUAGAGAUGUAUGUCCAUUGGGAUGUCAAACAUACAGCCAAACGCAUUGUAAACAAAGUUUUAUCUUUAUUCAACUGGGAAAUUUCCAUCAGAUUAUGAUAGGUGUAACUCCUGACCUCCAGUGCAUGUUGGGAAUAUCACCUGGAAUAACCCAGACAUUCCUGCUCCCUGAGCAGCUGCUGCAGACAGCCUGAUGCUUAGUCUGUAAAAUGCGCAUCCUGACUGACAAGACCCUGCUGAGCAGAUCUCAGUGGCACCUCCUGCUUUCUUCAUUCAAGGUGUAGGCUUAAUUUAAAUGUAUAUUUUAUGACACAAUAUGUUGACGGCUUAUGGACCCAUCAGGUGUUUUAUUAGAAAGCCGUACGAUCACAGCGAAGCUGAUUUUUUGUUCUUCUCAGUAACUGAAACUCAGCCUCACCUUGGGACUUAGAAUAAAAACACCCAUCUCAUUGACUAUGAAUCUUUGACUUCACCCUUGGGAGGGGCUAAAAGCCCUUUUGAUCAAGCCAUUCCAUGCAUUAAGAGUUCAACUCUAUUUGGCAUUUGUGACAUCAUCUGGCCACUUAAAACUAUAACUCUUGUGACAGAAAUCCUUGACUAUAAUCUGCUCAUGGCAAUUAACGGGUUUUGAAUUAUUUUUCUUUUUUCAGAGGGGGAAAAAGUAGGAAUUGUUACUGUUUCUGUUUGGAAGUGUCUAUCCAGUGUGACUGUAGCUUCUCCAGGACUCUUCUGGAAGUUCUGCCUCUGUGCUGAGUUAGUGUGAGAAGCUGCUUCUUCUACCUGCUGAUGUGUUAGCUUUUAUAACUUACUGAGUUCAGAACCAUCAUGCUGUUCUUCCUGGUUCUGCCCACCUCUUUAUUCCUCUCAUCCUCAGUGUUCUUAUGGAAAAGCCCCCAUGACGGUGAUGCAAGGGAGAACAACAGAAGUUUUGGGGAUUCAGUGCCAAAGAGAAUGGUGGCACGAUUGUCACAUUCUCUGUUACACAUUGCACUGUUUGCAGCAGACCAAUAGUCACUAGGUACUUUUAGGGGAAUCUUGGUUAUUGGACGAUUUCAGUAGCACAAAAGUUAAAGUACCACCAUUGGCCCCAACCAAGGUAGGGACAUCCUCUCCAAACUGUACCUGGGUGUAGAUUUAUAAAUGAUAGUGAACAACAGAUACCAUUGAGAGAGAAGUUUACUGUUCCCAACAAAGGAGAAGCUUAUCACCUAGGCUCUGUGAGAAGCAGUUAUUUCAGGAUAGGAGUGCAGGUGAUUCUCAGGCUCCACGGUGCAGGCUUCAGUUUUAACAAUGACAGAUUGUAAUAGCAUCAGGCAGCAGAAGAGACCUCCACUACCCACCAAGCCCUUUCUUGAUGGAGAUCAUACUAGAUGUGCAAAACCCUGUUUUCCAGAAUUACAGACAACUCCAGAGCUCCUGUGCUAGCUGCGGAGCUGUGUAAGAAGCCUUCCAAUUCAUCGUUAUUCCUAAAACAAACUGGAGCAAGCCCUUUGGUCUGAGCCAACUAAGAAUUUAGAGUUUCUUUCUCUGUGGCUCUCACUGGGUUGCAGCAGCUCCUUCUGAACAAGAGGUAGGCACUCCAGGAACAAGGAAACUGUAAGUCAGCAGACCCCAUGCUGGGCUUAAGCAGUAACACCUCCACCUUCCCUGUGAUGGUUGUAAGUAGCAGGAUUUAAUACAGGAUUUAGUAGUUUGUAUGGCGAUUAAAAGGAGACAGGAUUUGCAAAGAUGCUGUGUUUGGCUGGAAUGCAGCAGACGGGUUUCCACAGUCUGUAAAGCAUACAAGAGAAGCCCAUUCCCUAAACCUAAUGCACAAGAGGUCCCUACCAGUUUGACAGUAACCUCUAUGGCUGCUCCUGCUUCUAAUGACAUCCUAUAACUACCUACCUAUCAAGGCCAAGGGCACAGUGCACAGUGGUCUUCUGCUGUCCACUCACUCACUCACUGCCUAACAGCUUCUGUUUCUGGAUGGUUGUGCCUAGUGUAAUUUGGAAGUUGAAUAGCUGGGGUUGACUACAAAGUUAGCUUCAUCUGACCCAAAGCUGUUCACACCUGCUUUCAAGGCCAAGGUUCAUAGUGAGUUCCUACAAGAGUGAGGAUUUUAAAGGACUUGAACCUGUCAUAUCCCAAGAAAUCCAAAAGGACGCUUAUCUUUUGUUAUAGGCCAGAGAAAACUCAGAUAGUUUUUAAUUCUCUCUGGUGAGACAGGAAUACCGUCAGCCAUCACACGGCCCCUUAUAGGUGUUUUUUUCUGUUUGUUUGUUUUUUGUUUUUUGUUUUUCCUUUUCCCCUUCAACCCUGAUGCUUUUCCAUUGAGACCUAUUGGCACUCUGUAAAUCACACCGUGUGGUAAUCUGAGUCAUUUUCAGACCCCUCUUUCGAGGAGAGCAUAGCAACAGCCCAGGUGCACACUGGAAGCACAGAGCAGCCAGACCACACUGCAGUGCCUGAGAAGACAAGAUGCAGCUGUAGUAGACCUCCAUACCGUGACCCAGGUGUGCUGGUGGCUUUUCCAAGUAAAUGCAAAGGAUAAUGACUUUCUCUGUGUGGAUGUUAAAUGAGAAAUGUAUACACACACACAUACACAUGCACACUCAUUCGUGAGCACACACACACAGGCUCUAGUAUCUGAACACUUGAUCUGCACUUGUGCCACUAUUUGGCUGGCAUUAUGGAGCCUUUAGCAGGUGCAGCCUUGCUGGAGGAUGCAUG
Messenger RNA from Mastomys coucha (southern multimammate mouse), 5947 nucleotides. It is a transcript of the gene Lonrf2, whose product is annotated as LON peptidase N-terminal domain and ring finger 2. Gene Ontology annotation, molecular function: protein binding. The record is from RefSeq and is a predicted model, not a curated record. The transcript has 12 exons. Lineage: Eukaryota; Metazoa; Chordata; Mammalia; Rodentia; Muridae. Bases 274 to 2541 code for a protein of 755 amino acids.